This is a messenger RNA of Corticium candelabrum, 2418 nucleotides long. RefSeq lists its product as uncharacterized. The transcript has a single exon. NCBI's taxonomy places the organism in Eukaryota, Metazoa, Porifera, Homoscleromorpha, Homosclerophorida, Plakinidae. The record is from RefSeq and is a predicted model, not a curated record. Bases 1426 to 2382 code for a protein of 318 amino acids.
AGCCUAUCUGGAAAAUGUGGUGUCUUGUUUUUGCUCUGAUGUUGGCAAAACUCGGAAGUCAAAAAUAGUGCACGACACUCACUUACCCACUAUUGUGACAGACUUGGUUGAAAAAUCACUUGAUUUGAAAUGUCUUGAUGCUGUUGAGUUGCAUAAUGUGUUUGCCCAUUGUCCCAAGUCACUUGACAAACCAACUAGAAGUGACCUGCUAGACAUAAGAAAUGCUGGUAGGAGACGGUUGGUUUCUUAUGUAAGGCAAUAUGCUUUAUGUCCUCCUACAGAAGUUCCAGGAAAAUGCAGUAGACAAAAACUCCGGACGUUUACCACCCGUACAUCGAUUUCAAGAGAGAAAGCUAAAGUGCAGAAAGCUACUCGUUUGCUGGAAAAUGCAUAUGCACAUGUGAUUCAUAGUGGAGUUGCCCUUGCCCAGACCUGUCCAUUACCACUCGCAAUAGCAAUGGGCAAGGGUGAAAUUCGCCAACGACCCAAAAGUUCAAUCACGCUAGCGUUUGUCAGGGAUCCUGUUUUGGCACCAAUCUUUGCUACUACAUGCUCUCUUUUGACAGCCAAUCAAACUGCAUUUGACUUUGUUAUUGACUUCCUUCGGGUUCUUCAUCAGCCCCCUCCAUCUCAAGGGGUAUCCCUGCUUGAAUUUUGUCAAUACAUGUGGCAUCAAAUUGUUGUGAAAAUGGGAUUUUUGCGAGGGGCUGGUAGGGUUACUAUUGUCAUUGACAAACCAAAAUUUCUGCCUCCCCCUAGGCAAUUGCUUCAUUCAGUGAGGCAAAAGAAAGUUGGUGUCGAAAGCAAGUCAUCUUAUCAGUUUCCGUCACCGUCUGAGAAAAUGCCUCUUGGCAAAGAGUAUGCCUGUGCCUUGGCAACACCAGAUUUCAAAGCAGUCCUGAUAGAGUUUGCUGCUGAGACAUUCAUGCAGUUAGCUAUGGAAGAGCUUCAUGUUGGACAGUCUGUUUUGAUUGACUCUCCGUCUUUUGAGCAACCAUUGUUGCUGUCACCUGGGGGUAGGUGUGAGAAAUUACCCAAAAACCAGAAAGGGGAAGGGGAUCAAGGUGUUUGGUACCACUCUUGUAAGAGCCCCUUUUCUGCAGUAAUAGUGUUUGCUCAUGAUACGGACAUCUGGAUGGGUGGACUGGCAUUAGAUGAGCCGGGAUAUUUUUCUGACAAGUUGGUAUAUGUUGAGCUAAGACCAAAUUCAGAAUUUGUUACCAUAAGUGGAAUAUCAAGUGUUAUGAAAUCUCACCCUAAUUUGCAAAAUCUGUCGCACCCUGUUGCAUGUCUUCUCGCGGUGUACACUCUCAGUGGUACUGACUACGUAAGCUCAUUUUUGGAGUGUCACAUCAUGGUGCUGUAAAACGGUUUUUGAACAAUAUUUCUUUUAUUUGUUCUGACCAAGAGUUAGUCCUAUUUGAAAUGAGGGAAGAUGGCUAUUUCGAAUUCUGUUCCUUGUCAUUGCCUGCGUGUAUUAAGUUUAUAAUGUGUUUGUACUAUGACAAGCACAAGUCUGUCUUUUCCAGUCAGUCUGCAUACAGCUUAGCUCUGGCUCUCAAAGAUGCUCCUAUCCCUCAUGAGCUUGCACUAGUUUUACAGUGGUUAGGAUAUGCUGUAUCAGAGAACAUGACCGUAUUAACAGUCCGGCAGUGGGUUGAUUUAUUGAGACGCCUGACAUUUCAUGAUAGUAGUGGAGGUCAGAAACAUGAAGCCAAUAUGAUCCCAUCCUUGCCCGCAUUGCACCAGCAUGUACUGCGUGCAGAGUAUGCCAUCCGGUUGGUAUAUGAGAGUCGAGAGGAGACCUCAUCCUUCCUUUCGUAUACUGGCUCUGGCUGGUUGAUAGAUGAAGGUGGUUCUAUUUCUGUUUUGUGGGAUACCAGGCAUGAUCAGAGUAUUUUAAUAAAUGUUUCCUACAGAUGCACCUGUCAGACAGGUUGCAGUGGGAGCACAGGAGGAUGCAGAAGUUGUUUCCAGCAAUGUAGGCCUUGUACCACUAGAUGCAGAUGCAGAGGCAACUGUAGAAAUCCUCACAACAGACAUGGCGUGUGCCCUAAAUGCAAAGAAACUGUAAGAGCGGAUGACUUGCAGUUAGGUUGGUCUGAUGUUGCUGUCAUUGCGUUCGAUUCAGUACCCACACCCUCUGAUAUCGAUGCUUGUGCAUCACUACCACUUCAGGUUCAUGCUCAUGCUGAUGAUACAGAUAGCAACAGCUCAGACACUGAUUUAGAUUUGGAAUGGGAUGAUGGACUGUCAGAAACUGUAGUAAGCCUACAUAGGCAAACCCUUCGUCUGCCCGAGCAUUUUCCCUCCUAUGGGGACAUGGGCCAGAGUGAACUUCAGGCAGACAUUUCUGAUGUCAGUGACGAUGAAGAGGACUGAGGAACUAUGAAGGUAUUGUGAAAACUGCUUUGCUGU